This is a messenger RNA of Salvelinus namaycush (lake trout), 4229 nucleotides long. RefSeq names its product somatostatin receptor type 2-like. Gene Ontology annotation, cellular component: neuron projection; membrane. Gene Ontology annotation, biological process: neuropeptide signaling pathway; cellular response to estradiol stimulus; cellular response to glucocorticoid stimulus. NCBI's taxonomy places the organism in Eukaryota, Metazoa, Chordata, Actinopteri, Salmoniformes, Salmonidae. Gene Ontology annotation, molecular function: neuropeptide binding; somatostatin receptor activity. The record is from RefSeq and is a predicted model, not a curated record. The transcript is spliced from 3 exons. The coding region runs from base 838 to 1959 and encodes 373 amino acids.
UUUAGCUCUAAUAAUUAUGUUAACAUAACGACUAUCAUUUUCAAUACAUUUGGUUAAUAUAUUUACUUGAUGAUCUCUAGGCCUAUAAUCAAUAAAUCAUGACAUUUCCAAUAAUUAUUUUUAAUCUCACAACUCAAAUAAAGACCGGAGGUAAACAAGGCUUCAGCACACUAACCACCUUCAUCUUUUCGUAGUGUGCUGCCUCAGUCCGAACGUAAUAACCUGGUGACAACGAGGUUACUGCAUGCUUUGAUUUUUUUAAAUGGGAGGAAACGGAGAAGGAACGGGGAAAUAACGGACCAGUAACUCAAUCUGUGCGUUGGGCUGGAGAACAGUAGCAAGCAGCAGCAACAGCCCUGUACGAGGUCUCUACCCGGUGUCUGUCAUUACAAGCUGUGAGUAGCUAAUACAAGCUGCGCGCGCUCCGCAUCUCCACUCUAUCCGGCCCUUUUCACUCAAGGCAUUCUCUGUGCGCACUUUACCAUGUAGCCAGACGCACAGAGUCGUUCCGCAUACAUUUAUUUAUUUUCUUGCGUAGACACAUUUUCAAUGAUCUCGAUCUUUUUUACCAUUUAUUUCAGCAUGAUGGCAAAUUAUCAAAGGUUGGUUAUUUUGAAAGGUGAAUUCAAAUGGCAGAGAGCUGUCAAACCUCGUUUCGGCUGAACGUGUUGGAGAGGUGUUUGAGAAGGUUUCAUGGUGGGAAAUGAAGACCCAGUGAACUCAGAUAAAUGGAAUAAAGUUUAACAUUGGAUUAUAUUUAAUCGAUUUUAAAGGUGGGAUGUCAUAGUCAGAGUUCCUUGGAUAUCUGAGAGACAUUGAGGAACCACCAGAGCAACCAUGGACUCCUGGGUGUUCCCCUCCACGCUCCCCAACCUAACCGAAGAACCCCUGAUGUACGACAGCUUUAUUCUGGGCAACGAGUCAACGGAACCCAAUGGUACCUAUAUGGGCGACAACACGUUCAACCAGACCAGCACCAUGGUCAUCACCUUCCUCUACUUCCUGGUGUGUGGUAUCGGUCUCUGUGGCAACGCCCUUGUGAUCUACGUCAUCCUGCGCUACGCCAAGAUGAAGACGGUCACGAAUAUUUACAUCAUGAAUUUGGCAGUCGCAGAUGUUCUGUUCAUGUUGGGGUUACCGUUCAUCGCCAUUCAGCUGGCGCUGGUCCACUGGCCGUUCGGUGCGGUGCUGUGCCGCGUGGUCAUGACCGUGGACUCACUCAACCAGUUCACCUCCAUCUUCUGCCUUAUGGUCAUGAGCAUCGACCGCUACCUGGCCGUGGUGCACCCCAUCCGGUCCACCAAGUGGCGCAAGCCACGUAUGGCCAAGACCAUCAACCUGGCGGUGUGGGGGGUGUCACUCCUGGUCAACCUGCCUAUCAUAAUCUACAGCGGUUUAAUCACCAAGCACAACAGUUGCUUCUGUACCAUCGUGUGGCCGGAGCCUGAGGAGGCCUACUACACCGCCUUCAUGUUCUACACCUUCGUCCUGGGUUUCUUCCUCCCGCUCAUGGUCAUCUGCCUGUGUUACCUUCUCAUCAUCAUCAAGGUGAAGUCGUCAGGGAUCCGUGUCGGGUCCACUAAGAGGAAGCGCUCGGAGAGGAAGGUGACCCGCAUGGUGUCCAUCGUGGUUGCCGUGUUCGUCUUCUGCUGGCUGCCCUUCUAUGUCUUCAAUGUGACGUCGGUGACAGGAACCAUCUCCACCACGCCCUUCCUGAGGAGCACCUUUGCCUUCGUGGUUGUCCUGGGUUACGCCAACUCGUGUGCCAACCCCAUCCUUUACGCGUUCCUGUCGGAGAACUUCAAGAAGAGCUUCCAGAACGUUCUGUGUCGGAAGAAGGUGGGCGGCCUGGAUGUGAUUGAGCGCAGCGACAGCAAGCAGGACAAGUCGCGCAUGAUGAAUGACCCCACGGAGACUCAAAGCACGCUGCUCAAUGGAGACCUGCAGACCAGCAUUUGAUGCUUGUUAAUUCUAACGCAUCCCAUAUGUGUGAUCUAUACAGACAUCUUUGAUUUCACAUCAACUCUCCCUCACCCUCACAAGCUCAUCACACACAAACAAAUAAACUAACAAAACACACACACACACACACACACACACACACACACACACACACACACACACACACACACACACACACACACACACACACACACACACACACACACACACACACACACACACGUGUUUCUGCAGGUGGAAUUGGUCAUCCUGACCUGUUAUCAUGCCCUAUGAACAGCUCACAUAUGGAGAGGGAUUGUAGUUUAUCUCAUGGUGUGAUAUUUUGUAAGCAUUUUCUUCUCCCUGUGGACGAGGUGAAAAAAUGCCAAAGGAACUAAGCCCUCAUGGUGUCUGCUCCUCAACGGCUGUUAUCACGUUCUUUAUGUCUCAUAUCUCUGUUUAUCAACUCUCUCUUUACUUUCUCAAAAGACAUACAAUGACAUGACAUUGGGUUUUCCUGGUCGUAAAACCCAUACAUUGUGAUAUAUUCAUAAAGGAGAGAAUACUAACUGUAGUUGUGACUUUGCUUUCUGGUGUUAGGGUGGAAAGCUGAAGACGUGUACUGAGUGUAUUGACGCUAGUGGACAGUGACAGGAUCAUGUGAGGACCAGAACAGGGUUGUGUUCAUUAGGCCCCAAAUGGAAGAAAAGGGACUGAACCCGGGAAGUGCUACCUGAACUUGUCUAAUAAGAAACAUGUGUUUUCCUCUGCAGAGCAUUUUGACAUGUUGUGUCCUGAUAAGUCCCAGACCGUUACCUACGGUUACUGAUUGACAGCAGAUGAGACUUAACCAUGGAGAACAAGGAUUCCCUGCACAUACGUUUACACUAGCAGGGAGAACCUCCACCUCAAUCUGUAUCUUUGUCACAUUGUCCUGUAGCCGAGAUAAAUAACAGACUAGGACGUAGGAAGUAUGCCAAAGUGAGACUAGGACUAUAGCAGACUCACUGUGUGCGUAUUGUCUGUUUACAAAGAUUGUGUGUCCAAAAUGGUGGGCUCUGCAGAAUGUGGAAUUAGUAACAUGCCUCUAUUCUUAGAUAGAGUAUUACUUAACACAACAGUGAGCAGCAGGCCACAUCACCUCUGGAUCAUUACACCAAGGUGUAGUUUGGUUAUCUAAUGACUUACUACAGAGAGAGGAGGAACAGUAGAUAUACUGGAACUACUUUGAAAUGACAUAAAAACACAUGAUAUCCCAAAUGGUUAAGUUGCAGGCACAAGCCCUGCUGAGACCGAUGCUGUCCAAAUAUGGACUCUGUAAAGUCGGUUUAACAUUAUGGUUGACCUUAGUGCUUCUUUUUUUAAUCUCAGAAAGACACAUAUUUGCUGUGGACAAAUAUUCAGCAGUGAGUCAUGGACCAACAGCAAAGAGCUGAACAGAGUUACAGAGUUGGAAUCACAUGACCUAAUGAUGCCUCUAUGAAUGCACCCUUACUAUGUAAUUGAACAGUUUCUCUCUGUGUGUGUGAGAGAGUGAGUGUGUGUGUGUACACGUGUGUGUGUACUGUACAUACAGUGUUUUAUUUGAUACAGCAUUCAGUCCAAGGCCAUGAUUUGUUAAAGUGUAGAAUGAGUAGAUAUUGUACCCAAUAUGGAUACCAGGUGACCUCACCAGGAAAAACUCAAGGCCCAAAUUAUUAUUAUAGCCCCGUGUUUCUUGGUCAGGUCACAUGAUCAGAAAGGGUGCAGAGUCCUACUAUAGAGAGGAAUGCUGACAUGUUGUUAUAUUGACGAUAUUAGCAUGGCAUCGACCAAGGCUAAUCACUAACCAGACUGCUGCUAGACUCUAUAGACUCCAACGUGUGCUGUAAUUGUCAAGUCAACAUUGUUAUGUCGUGGUUGAGAAUCAAUUCAUUCAUUUUUCGUCUAAGCUGAAUAGAACUGUUUGGUAGUUUAGAUAGCAAAGACAAUGCAUUUUUCAAUCACUAUUGUCCAGUCCGAUUUGAAACCAUCACGUCACGUUUCACGUCAUUCAUAAAUUGUUGCUCUUGCUUUUAUGUUGCUGUUACAGAAUAAUGUCCAAGAAAGACCAGUCUUUGCUUCAGCAGGUAUUGAAUAAUGUAGUGUUCUUCAUUGCUGAAAAUUAAGCAGCGCUAACCUGUUUCUCUGUCAAGCAACAUUUCUUCAAAGCCCAAAGAACAAAUCCACAGUCUGAUCAGUUACAGAUCAAAAUGGCAGUUGUCAAAAACACUGCAGGUCAUGCUACAAACACCGAUAAAUCUCUACCG